Molecule: messenger RNA, 3678 nt
Organism: Psylliodes chrysocephalus
Lineage: Eukaryota; Metazoa; Arthropoda; Insecta; Coleoptera; Chrysomelidae
Source: the annotation of a GenBank genome assembly
AUGGCAUACAUAACAAACACACUUACCGUUAUUGUAACGUUACUAACAUGUGUCGGUUACAUUUUACCAAACGCUUACGACUACAGUUACAAUCCGUAUGUCAAAGAAUAUACUAGAAACAUAAGUUUAAAACAAGGCGUGUUGCAAGGUGUGCUAGUGGAACCCAAACUCGGUCGUGGUGAACAUUAUCGUGUCGGAGUGUACAGGGGAAUUCCCUACGCGGCUCCACCGGUUGGAGAUUUACGGUUUAUGCCGACUGUUGGUGCUCCGUCUUGGUUUGGCGUUAAAUAUGCAGAUACAUUUGGACCGGUUUGUCCACAAAAGUUUCCCGAUGAAAAGAAGAUGCCAACUUUCAGAAGGGAGCACUUUCUUAGACUCAAAGAGUAUUUGAACAAUCAAAGUGAAGACUGCCUAUAUCUAAAUAUCUACGCUCCCAUUACUGACAAUAAACUAACUACGAGAAAAUAUCCCGUAAUGGUUUUCAUAAGUGGCGAAUCCUUCGAAUGGAACUCCGGCAAUCCUUAUGAUGGCAGCGUCCUAGCAGCAUAUGGAAACGUGAUAGUGGUGACCAUAAAUUUCCGGCUCGGAAUCUUAGGUUUCUUGAAAGCUGGCACUGAAGAAAUGUCGAAGAGCAACUUUGGUUUGGUAGAUCAGAUCGCGUCUCUAGUUUGGAUUAAAGACAACAUCGCAGCUUUCGGAGGAGACAGUAAUUCCGUUACGCUGUUUGGACAUGGUACAGGGGCAGUUUGUGCCAGCCUUCUUAUGAUUAGUCCUAUGGUUUUAAAAGGAAAUGAAAGAUUAUUUCAUCGGACAAUCCUGAUGGGCGGGACAGCUCUGGCUGAUUGGGCAUUAGCCGGCAAUCCAGGCGAAGUAACAUAUCAAGUUGCGAAAGCACUGAACUGUCAAAUACACGACGAUUUUGCUGAAUGUUUGAGACGGAAGAGGCUCGAUGAAAUCAUGGCUGCAGGUGCAAUCACGCCCGAUUACAAGACCCGCUUCGGUCCUGUUGUGGAUUCUCUAGUCGUGCCUAAUGAUCCGAAGAAAUCUAUGACUCAGUAUAACGAUAUAUUUCGCAGAUUCGAACUAAUGUACGGAGUAACAGAAAUCGAGAGCAUCAACUUAUUGGACCCUCUUACGUUCAGCCAAGGUCUUCUUUUAAAGGAGCGUGAUAAAGAGCUGCGCACGUAUUUCCGGACCCGGUGCGAGAUAAAACCGGAACUCUGCUUGCAGCGCACUCUUGAUGAGUACGGUCAGAGCGAUAUUUCACAGAACAACAUCGAGAAGAAAGACGGUGUUUAUGAUUACAGCGGUUACGAACCUGAUCAGGCGUCGCUAGCGAGAAAUGCUCUUCUCGAUAUCUUAUCCGACGCCCGUUCCGUAGCGCCGAUCGUGCAAAUGGCCAGAUAUCAUGCCGCAGUCAACAUGCAGUCGUAUUUUUAUGUUUUCAAACACAGAACACAUUCCCGAGAAUAUAUAAGAGACAAGAGCUACAGUGGUGAAGAGUUGCCGUACGUUUUUGGGGUUCCUCUGGGCGGCCCGAAGUUCCAUUUUGUCGACUCCUACACGGAACAAGAACGUCUGUUUUCCGAAAUAGUUAUGAUGUAUUUCUCCAACUUUGCGGAAACUGGUAAUCCCAACGUCCCUAGAAAAGAGCGUUUCAACAGUAUGAGCCCCGCCUACUGGGCCCAAUUCGACGUGGAAUGGCCGGAAUUUGAUCUCAAAGAUGAAAGAUACUUGGAAUUAGAGAUUCCUCCGCAACCAAACCAGAACUACCGCAAACGCGAAGUAAAAUAUUGGAACGAAAUAUUUCCCACGAUUACCGAAAAUUUUACUUUUGGUUCAUUUCCACUGGCGCAUCCGACGAAGAAGAGUUUCUAUUCCCCUCCAUCACCAUCCCAACGCACUCCACCACCUUGGCUAUACGAUAACUUACCAUACAAAAUUGGAACGGCGACAAAAAAUAAAUUCGAAAAUUUUGACAAACCCCUAAAGAAAUCAUCAAACGUUUUCGGUACGAUCGUUAAAACUGGAAACAGACCAGAUAACAUGGAGAAAGAUAUAUACGGAAAAAUCUUAGAAACUCCUGCUGAAGAGGUGAAACAGAGUUCUACGAUGAACGUAAUAACAGUAGCUGGUGGGCUAUUCCUUUUCGCCAAUAUUGUACUCCUCGUUAUUAUUUAUUUCAAAUGCAAAAGUAAGAGAAACGCCUCUAAGAUUACCAGUCUGCCUUUGCCUGAUGGUGAAAAAGUUCCAAAAGAUUCCGACGGUUUUGUUCUAAACGGAUGUAACAUAGUACGUAUGAUGAACAAUUCUUCAAAAAGUGACGAUACAUACGAAGCUGUCAAGCCAGAUUCUAGCCCGAAUUAUAAACUUUCAAGACAAAUGUCUGGCAGUACAAUCGAUGCCCACACAAAAGUAAGAGAAUGGAUUACACAGGAAAUUAUUCAAAAAUACAGUCCAAGAAUUUUUCGCAAAAGAAGGCCUGAACCUGGAAAACGACAUUCCCUCAUUCCAGACAGUUUUACUUUACCUCAAGAAAUUGAAAACAAUGAAAAUUUAGUACAAAGUGAUACAGCAAUGAAAACGUCUACUAUAACAAGACCUAAAGUGCCCAAAAUUUCAGUGGGAGUAGACGCCACACCCUCAGGAAGAGGGGCAAGUGUACUAAUGCAACAACCAAUCGAAAUGUCAAAAUCGUUUGAUUAUUCCUACAUGGAUGCAGAACCUAAAUCAUUUUUAAGAAGAUCGAUUACCUUAGAAGAUUUUUCCCCUAAAAACGAAUCAAAUUAUCACAAUCAACCUACCAUGGUGAAAAUAGAACACAAGCAUUCAAAUUCUGAUCCUGUACAGGAUUUAACUUAUUCCCAAUUAAAGAAACUAAAAACUUUUAAUCCUGACACAGAUAUCAGUGUUACUUGCAGAGAUGAAAUUGAUUCUCCAACGCCACUUACCCCAGAAGAAUCUCUUAUGACUAUUAAAAGAAGAAAUUUUCCCAAAGUAUUACCAGAUUAUCCUGAUAAAGCAUCAUUAUUAAAUAACAGAAGAUCCAUGCCUGUAUGUGCCUUAGCAGCUGUACCAGACUCUCAUUUACUGCUCUCAAAUCUAGCAGGUAGUUUUAGUAAGCUGCCUCCUACACCUCCACCCAGAACUACUACGCUUACAAAGCAAGCUAGUGAACCUCAGCCGAUUUUUAUCUCUGAACCGACGCUAAUGGAAGAAACCGAAGAAGAACCAGAAAUUGUUUGCAAUAAUUUAUAUUUUGGACCGCUUGUUCCUAAAAAUAAAGCUGCUACAUUGCCUAUGAAAGAAAGCGAAAUAAUAAAACCUAAACCCAUUGUAAGCCCUAAUAUAAAACGAGCUGAUCCAAAAUUUGUAAUUAAACCAACUUUAAGUAAGAAACCUUCAGAGGAGAAGUGUCAUAAAAAUAUUCCGAGAGUUUGUGUACCGGAUAAUCAACCCUAUCAACAACAAAUGCCUUUGAAAGAUGCUAAAAUUGGAUUGAAAUCAGAACAGUCGAUUAAAGAGAAUAUAGAUGAUAAUAAAACAGAUAAUAAAAAUGCUAAAAAAUCACAAAUACCUAUGCUUAUAAGAACUCCAAGUUUAAAUAAAGAAUCGUUUAGUUCUGAGUCCACUCCAUCCGAAGAAUCUGAUACAGGUACUGUAGUGAAAAAGGUAUAG